This is a messenger RNA of Phalaenopsis equestris, 564 nucleotides long. RefSeq lists its product as uncharacterized. The record is from RefSeq and is a predicted model, not a curated record. Bases 1 to 564 code for a protein of 187 amino acids. Lineage: Eukaryota; Viridiplantae; Streptophyta; Magnoliopsida; Asparagales; Orchidaceae. The transcript has a single exon.
AUGGGCUUCUGCAACUCCUGCAAGAACAAGGCGGCGGUUUCGAUCGCGGCGUCGUUAACCCCUACAACCACCGCCAAGCUCGUUCUCGAAGACGGCAGACUGCUGGAAUUCAAUCGACCGGUGAAGGUAUCAGAAAUUCUCAAGAAGUUUCAGAUUUCUCCCAUGGCUGCUCACAGGGGACGAAACAGCAAAGCUUUCUUUGUAUGUGAUGCGGAUGGGAUGGGGAUGGAGGGAGUUUUGCCGGCGGUGGGGGAAGAGGAGGAACUGAAAGCCGAACAGCUCUACUUUCUUCUUCCUCUGUCCAUGAUGGGAAGGAGGCUUCGGCCGCCGGAGAUGGCAGAGCUUGCCUGUAAGGCAAGUUCUGCUCUCAUCAACUCGGACUCCGGCAUUGCGCCGAUGGUUUUUCCGGCGGAGUGUGUGGAGCCGACUUCUGUGCAGAGGAGGGAGGUGGUGAAGAAAGUGAGGUCCGGUGAUCGAAGAGUGACGGGCGGAGCAAGUAGGCUGUAUUUCAAACUGGAGCUUGGCGUAAUUCCGGAGUAUUUAGAGGAGGAGGAGGAAUGUUAG